Pantherophis guttatus is the source of this 4818-nucleotide messenger RNA. It is a transcript of the gene IPPK, whose product is annotated as inositol-pentakisphosphate 2-kinase. Lineage: Eukaryota; Metazoa; Chordata; Lepidosauria; Squamata; Colubridae. Gene Ontology annotation, biological process: inositol phosphate biosynthetic process. Gene Ontology annotation, molecular function: ATP binding; inositol-1,3,4,5,6-pentakisphosphate 2-kinase activity. The record is from RefSeq and is a predicted model, not a curated record. Gene Ontology annotation, cellular component: nucleus.
CGGGCGCCAGCUUAGUGUGUGUCGAAAACUACGGAGCGGUUGACUGGUGAAUGACGAUCCGAGUAUCGGAAAAGGUGCUCUCAUUGCUAUUUGGGUUUGUGGGCGGGCAUAGAGGAAGGCGAUAAAAGCUUGUAGCCGAGGUGAAGAGGAAGGAGAAGAAGGAGAAGAAGAAGAAAGAGAACGAUCCGGAGGAAACCCGCCCGGAAACCGCCGUAAGGAAGCUGCCAUUGGCCGGAGGAUGGAAGCGGAGAAGAUGGAUGAGAAUGAAUGGCGAUAUCACGGGGAGGGCAACAAGAGCCUCGUCGUCUCCCACAGACAGCAUUGCAUAGUACUACGCUUCUUGAAAUUUCUUCCAAACCGAAAUAAGACACCAGAAGAAAUCUCUCAUCAUCUUCAGAACAUAGUGUAUUUUGGCAAACACAUCAUGAAGCACUUUUUUGGGGAGAAAUAUGUUCAUCAUGGGGAAGUUGUCCAGCUGUCUUUGGAUUUUGUGAAACAACUUUGCUUAAAGAUCCAGGCAGAGAGGCCAGAAUCACGCUGUGAUAAAGAGAUGGAUGCUCUUAGUGGUUAUGCUUUGUGCCUUCCUAAUCUCACCAGGAUGCAUUUUGUUGAACAUCGACCUAAACUUUGUAUAGAAAUUAAGCCAAAAUGUGGGUUUCUCCCCUUUUCCAGUCAUGUUUCACAAGAUAUAAAAUAUAAAGUUUGUCGUUACUGCAUGCACCAGCAUCUAAAGGUAGCAAAAGGAAAAUGGAAACAUCUAAGUAAAUAUUGUCCGCUAGAUCUAUUCUCAGGAAAUAAACAGCGAAUGCACUUUGCCUUGAGAAGCCUAUUAUAUGAAGCACAGAAUAAUUUAAAAAUAUUUAAGAAUGGUGAAUUAAUUUAUGGCUGCAAAGAUAAUGAGGAUUCGCUCUCAGAUUUGAAUGAACUUGCUUGCCACCUGAAACCUUUCUUCUUUCCUUCAAAUGGCCUGGUCAGUGGGCCUCAUUGUACAAGGACAAUUCUGAAAGAGUUGAUCCAUGUAAUAACAACGAUUCUACUGAGUAAUACAGAUACCUGUAAAGCAGGUGAUUUGAAGACAGUUCCCAGCUCACAAGGAAGGAGCUAUUGCGAAGCCAGUGCUUUCGGUAAAGAGCUAGUGCGGAAUGCUAAAAACAAAAUAGAGACUUCUGGCUUGCCAAAGGGAUGCCUCCUUUACAAAACACUUCAGGCUCAAAUGCUGGAUACACUGGAUAUAGAAGGGGUUUAUCCUUUGUACAACAGAGUUGAACAAUAUUUGGAAGAGUUUCCCAAAGAGAGGAACGUACUACAGAUUGAUGGGCCUUAUAAUGAAUCAUUCUAUGAGAAAUUAUUAGAUCGCUCAAGUGAGGAUGAUGGAACAAUAGCAUAUGCGUUGGCAAAGGUUCAGCAGUACAGAGUUGCAAUGACAGCAAAGGACUGUUCCAUAAUGAUUGUGCUUUCACCUUGUCAACAAGAUGAAUGCUCUGAGCAGAGGCCAGUGGUUCUAACAUCAAAAUCGAGAUUUACCUUUUCAGUUUCUGUCCUGGAUUUAGACCUGAAGCCAUAUGAAAGCAUUCGUCAUCAAUAUAAGCUUGAUGGGAAGAUAGUGAACUAUUAUCUGAAGAGGACACAAGCCAAAGACGACUCAGUAAUGUCAAAUCUUUUAAAAGAAAAUGAAGACUGCACACUAGUCCUCCAUAAAAUGUAACUGGCUAAAUAUUUAACACAGAGGAAGAUUAAGUUAUGUUUUUUUUAUUAUUAUUUUCAGUUGUGCUUUCAAUUUAUCUACCUUUCAGAAACACAAAAAAACCCCGAGAUUGCCUUGAAGAAUGCAUUUAUUGUAAGAGACAUGUGACAUGUACUAUUAGUUUGAAUGAAAUGACUAUUCUAUGACUGUAGAAGAGAAUUUGAUUAUUCAAAUGCAGAAAACCAGUAUCCUUAUUAAAAUUCUAAAUGCAGCUAUAACUAUAUAUGAAUCACUAAGUAUCACUUGUUUAAAAUAAAUGAGGUGAUCUGAUCAAAUUCCAAAAAUCUUGAUUAGAAAUAAUUCUAGAUUAAUGCUUCUUAGACUGCUGCUUGCAUAUGUAUUGUCUCUUAUGUUCAAAGUGAUCUUAUGUAGUUGUUCUCCGAAUUGUUCAAAACUUAUUAAAAAGAUUUAAUGUAUAAAGAACCCCCCCUUUCUUGAAUAAUGAUAAAAACAAUGAAAGCAAAUUAGCUCCCUUAUUAAACAGGAGGUUUUAGAAAUUAUGUAAUGUAAACAGUUACUAUUACAAUUAACCAUUUUCAGCAAUUCUUUGCUGCAUAUGCCUCAUUAAUAUUUAGAUGCCUCAUUAAUAUCCUUUUCAGUUGCCUGGGCCAUUCUGAGGCUUCAAUGGGUAACAAUUGAGAAGUUCAAAAUAUUGCCAUAAAUUUUCUCUGGGUAAUAGUUUUUAUUUUUCUGUCUGCAUUUUUGCUUGGCUUCUCUUUAGACCUUCAACAGCAGCCAUUUGCUUUGCUAGAGCAUACAAGUUCAGUAGCAAUUGGAUUUUUUUAUCCUGAGCUCAAUAUUAUUGAGGGUAUUAAAUGUUCUCAGCAAAGGGAGAUCUCUCUCUUUGUGCAAGAGUUGUUAGGGUUUUUUAAAAAACCACCUCUUGCACACACAAAGAGAAAAUAGUGAAAUAUGCCUUGGGUUUUACAGUGGAAGGCCUAGUCAUUCCCUGCUCUGCUGCCCAGUGGCAGUAAGGGUGAUUUGAAGAGGCAAUGACAUGUCAUUUCUAAUGCAGACUGUGUAAUUGGACCUCUGAAUUCAGAAUUUUGGAUUCUAGGUAACUACUUAUAUGUUAUUUUAAAGCAGGAAGAGAAAUUCUAAAAUGUCUAAUGGUAAAAGUUAAAUGUUAACGUAGGUAGACAAAGGAUUCUUACAUGCUGUGAAAAACUUGAAACCAAAGCUGCUUCAGCUAUUGAAAAAUCGCUGGAUUGGCGCCAAAGGUGUCUUGCACCAGAGAAAGCUGUACAUCACAGGCUCUCUGAAUUAUGUUAGUGAUGCAAAUUCCUGUAGAUGUGAUUUUGGUGGGCUUGACAGUGGGCAAGAAGAGUCUUCUCCCACCCCUGCCCUCCUUUCUGUAAGAACGAGUUCUGCAAUUGCUUCUUGGAUGCCUACCACUUUUUACAGCCUGGCUUUUAGUGGCACAAUCUUAUCUUUUGACUGUCGUGUAUCAUCACUAAAAUAUGUAUCUGUCAGAAAGUAUCCCUAAAAAUCUAUAAUGAUAUUUUGUAUGGAUUCCAAUUCAUUUGCUAUUAUGAUAUUAAGUUUAAUGUUAAUAUUUAUGAGUAUCUCUCACGAGUUCUGCUCCUAGAUCUAUUAAUUAAAAAAACCCUGUAUUUUGUGAUAUUUAUUCAUCUUAAUUCUAAAUCUUGCCCUCCUGAGCUUGUGGGCUGCAAGUCAGUCGAUGUCAGGUAAGGGCAUAGUUCUGGAAUUUGAAUCCAAUAAAUUUGUAAUGCACAAUUAAAUGAACACAACUUUUAAACUUAUUGGUAACUGUGAAUGUUGCUAAAAUUGUUCAAAAAUAUUUUAUUGAAAUAUUCACAUUAUAAUAUGAAGCAUUUUCCAGAAAGGCUACCAUUCUUAAAGCAAUUAGUAGUAAAAUAGUCAAAAUGUUUUGAAAUAAUAACAAAUGACAAACAGCUGUGUAGCAAUGGGCAUUUGAUUUUGAUAGGUAUCACCUGCAAUAUGCAAUCAGCAAUCGAUCAAACUCUGCAUCUAGAAAAUGCAUAUAGGGCAAGAUAAGCUAAAAAUCUUGCAUAUAAUGCUGUUUUGCUCACUGUUCUAUGCAAGUCUUUGUGGCAUUCCAUGUGUGAAUCCAAAACUUACCUCCAGAAAACAAAAUUUGUAAUUUUGAGUAGAAAUUCUACUUUUGGCAAACUUAAGAUAGAACCAUUUUGGGUUGGGCUGACAUGGUAAGCUGCUAAGUUUAAUUAAAUCUGCAUUGGCAGAUAUAAAAUGACGAGUGCUCAUUAACCAAGCUUUUUAACUUAGAUUGUUAUAUCUUACUGUCUAUAAUUAGGAAUGCAUGGGAUGCAAAUAUUGAUUAAAAUGCUCAAUUUGAGUGUUUGUAUUUAAAAACUGAUAUAAACUUCGCUUUUUCUAAAAAAAAAAAAACCUAUUACAGCACUUUAAAAGAACAGUGAAAACUUUACAUAGCUACUUAUCUACUUGGGUUGCAUUUAAAACAAUUGAUUCUAGGAAAUCUAAAUAUGGAAAGAUAAUACUGGAAUAUAUAGGCAAGUUAUAUGCAGAUCAGUGCCAUCAUUUUUGCUCUUUUCUGUACUCAUUCUUCAUGGAGCAUGUGGUUAAUAAAUUUCAGCUUAUGCUUUGUAAAUUAAAAUGUCUCAUUUUUAUUUUAUGAGUAUGAUAAACCUGAUUUGCCUUCAAUCACUGUUUAUGGAAGAAGUAGUAGGUGUGCUACUGUAUGAUGCUCCUGUAGCUUAAAUUCUAAUUACUACCAAACUGUUCUGUAUUCUAGAAUCACUGUUACAUAUAUACAUACAGCUGUGAACUGAAACUGCCACUUUUUUUAGACUUGAAUUUAUCAGGCUGAUCUGAGGAGGUUUUAGGAACUGAUGUAGAAGGGGAAAAACCACUUUGAUUCAGAAAGUUAAUUUUUUAAUGAAAUGCAUUCUACUUGUAUCUGAUUUGACGUUUUGUAUUUAAAAAGCUGUAUUUAUUUGUCAUGACAAUUUAUAUAUAUGUGCCAUAAUUGUACAGAUAGCAUGUUUUAUGGGUAUGGUUUCUAAAUGGAAAAUAACUUAAUGUUUAUAUUCAAUAAAAUGAUAGAUGCGUAA